This is a messenger RNA of Drosophila virilis, 1506 nucleotides long. It is a transcript of the gene ppk14, whose product is annotated as pickpocket 14. Gene Ontology annotation, biological process: sodium ion transmembrane transport. Gene Ontology annotation, cellular component: plasma membrane. Gene Ontology annotation, molecular function: ligand-gated sodium channel activity. The record is from RefSeq and is a predicted model, not a curated record. Lineage: Eukaryota; Metazoa; Arthropoda; Insecta; Diptera; Drosophilidae.
AUGCAUAUCCGGCAACUGAGAAAAGUGAAACGGCAUCGACAGCUGGCCGGAGCAUGGCAGCAGUACCAGAACUCGAACUGUGAGACCGCCUGGAUGCACUUGCUCAGCCGCUACACCAGUGGUUCGCAUAUCCAUGGAUUCUAUCAGCUUUUUUGGCCCACGAUGCGACGUCGCAUGCGUUUACUGUGGACGCUGGCGCUACUUUGUGCCUUAAUAGUGCUCAUCUUUAUCACCUAUUUGCUGGCAGAGCGACAUCAGCGAAAACUUUUCCAAACAGUGAUCGCGGACUCGCGUUGGCCCAUUCGGAAUAUUGCAUUUCCGGUCAUCUUCGUGUGCAAUAAGAACCGCUUGAACUGGUCACGUCUGCCCGAGAUAGGCGAGCGCUACAACAUCACCGAGAGCCAACAGCCUCUGCUGGAGCGUGUGCUGACCGCCUAUGAUGCACUUAGCAUUUCACAUUUGGAUGUCUUUGAGGCGCUGCAAGACCAGCCUUUGGAAACGCUCAAUCAUCUAAAUUUUACUCAGAUUGUGAGCGAGAUGGCCUGGCGCUGCGAGGAACUGAUCAGCGAAUGCCGCUGGCAGACGCAGUCGCGCAAUUGCUGUGAACUCUUUCGGCCACGACGUCAGCAGCAGGGUGUUUGCCUUGCCUUCCACGAGUUGGAGGAACGUUCCAGUGCCGAGACGGGCAGUGGUACUGGUAUUGUUGUUCGCCUACUGCUAAAUGAGGCCCUACAUGCGCCUGGUAAUCGGGAGCCCAAGGGUUUUGUGCUGGACGUUGUGGAGCCAGGUGUUUGGUCUGAACUGCCUAUAAGCUUGGUGCCUGAUGCAGACACUAACGUUGGCAUCAGGGCUGUCUAUCAUUUCUACGAUGAGGCCACCUACGGCCUGCCGAGCGUACAGCGUCAGUGCCUGCUGGACUAUGAGCAGAAGAGCGAUCACUUCCAGACUCUACUGGGCUUCAAGUAUAUGUUAGAAAACUGCUUGGCCGAAUGUCAGCAGCUUUAUAUGCUGCGCUAUUGCAAUUGCACAUUAGAUCUAUUCUUUCCGCCCUCCAAUCAUGUCGGCUGCAAGUUGAAGGAUCUGCCCUGCUUGGCGGCACACAAUCAUCUGCUAAAGAAUUUCGAACAUCACGAGGAGCGUUCAUAUGUGGCCCAGAAUGAAUCGGGACUUCUUUGCGAUUGCCUACACAACUGCAAGUCGCUGACGCUCUUAACCGAUGUUCAUAAAGCCGCUCGACGUAGGCAUUUGGAAAAUGCCCGUGCUAAGGGUUCCGCCCACGGAAGUAACCGUUCAAUUUUGCUCAAUGUCUACUACACCAAAAAUGUUAUUCUGGUCUAUAGGACGAGCCUAAUAUAUAGCUGGCUGGACUUGAUUGUUUCCUUCGGCGCUAUUUGUCAGCUUUGUCUAGGCUGUUCAAUAAUUAGUCUCCUUGAGCUUUGCUAUUUUGGUCUGUUCGAUCUACCUCGCUUUUGCUGCUCGCACUAUUCGUUGAGGCGACUUUAUUAG